This is a messenger RNA of Lasiodiplodia theobromae, 4671 nucleotides long. RefSeq names its product Zinc finger PHD-type protein. Gene Ontology annotation, biological process: regulation of transcription by RNA polymerase II; protein demethylation. Lineage: Eukaryota; Fungi; Ascomycota; Dothideomycetes; Botryosphaeriales; Botryosphaeriaceae. Bases 1 to 4671 code for a protein of 1556 amino acids. The transcript is spliced from 3 exons. Gene Ontology annotation, molecular function: histone demethylase activity; transcription coregulator activity. The record is from RefSeq and is a predicted model, not a curated record.
AUGAAGCUCUCCAGCUUCAAGCAGCCCGUCUCCGAUGCCCCGCUACCGCCGCGCACGCCCUCUCCGAUCCUCCGUUUCGUCGAGCCUCUUACGCCUACCUGCCCCACCGCAUACAAAGAUGGUCCAUUGUUCCCGAACAGCAGUGCCAGCGGCCUUGUCGAGGCCCUCCAGAACUACGGCUGGUCGGUCAGCAAUGCCCACACAGGCAAGCGCGCGAGCUCUGAGAAGGUGCCCAGCGUCAGUGUAAAAGCUGAAAGGGCGGCGCAGUCGUCGCGCCAGACGAACGGCCAUGGCAGCCGGUCAUCCUCACACGGCUCUCCCAUAGACGCGCUGGCCGACAUUGCCUCCUCCAUGGCGCCAAGUCCACUGCUCGCUACUCCCGCCGCCUUUCCUCACUCCCAGCCCUCUCCACGGACGUCUGCCCGCCCCACUGGUUCGAGCUCACGGCACUCGCACGCCGCUUCGGAUGGUCACAACUACCGCUACAAUCAGGGCUAUACCUAUGGUUACGACCACGGCUAUGGAUGCGAUGAGCGCCCGUCCAAACGCGCGCGCUCAGAGGUCGCGCUGUCCGAGCAGUACAACCAAACCACAGCCAGGCCAUUCACCAGUCACACCCAGGCUCCUGCUGUUGAGCCGCCCUACAGUGUCGAGCAGGGACGUUCGCUAUUCCCGGAGCAAGCGGCUUAUCCUUCGUUUCCGACCAACAACGAUGAAAUGGACAUCGCACAGGUCCUCCUGGGCCUGAGGAAUGGCAGCAUAGACAACGGCCGCGGCGCACGGAGGUCUAUAGCUGCUCCUCAGGCUCAUUACAGCCAAACUGGGUUGUCCGCUUGGUACGAGAUGCCCACGCAAGCUUAUCGUCCAGGAGAGACGCAGUAUCAAGGGUUCUCCGAGAACCAGUACCGGCCCCGCCCUCACGCAAAUUCAUUCUCUGCACCCAGGCCUGAACCGCUGCUCAACGGGUCAGAAAUGAACGAGGCCAAGUUUGGCCCGUCAAGUUCAUCCGCAGUGCAGACGCACACACCGCCUGAUGAAACGUACGACCCGUCAACCGCUCACGCUAUCCGCGACGACCCUGUCGAACACAAAAAAGGAAAAGGCAACCAAGGAUGGCCGAAAGGCAAGCCGAGAGGCCCUCGGAAGAGUACGGCAGGAAAGAAAAGCAAGGCCGCUGCCGCCGCGAACGACGGCAUGCUGGUUCCCGUCAGGGAGGGUGGCUCAGAUCAGCUGCAAUCGCCUCAGAGUCUACCUGGUGAACCCGCGGAGCCCCCCGCUCUGGAGAACAAGCCUACAAUCGCUCAUCCGCGUGUUGCCACAUACGACAUUUCACAGGCACGUUCAGAUGUCGAAACCGCCAGGCGACGUAGCUCUUUCGGUAUGUACAGUCCGCCGAGUGCAGAGGAGGACAAGGUCGAUUUGGGAAGAGCGUCUUCCGUGCCAGCAGAGACGUCCAUGACGAUCAGACCGGCGCUAAAUUCCGGCAAACUGCAACCAGCUGCACCAGAGGAGGAAGUUACGAUAUGUGCCGGUUGCCAUUUCUCUCGAGGACCGUCUACCGGACAGAAGGACCAGUGGAUCGGUUGUAACGGAUGCCAGAAUUGGUACCAUUUCGCAUGCGCGGGGUUCAAGAAUGCUAAGGAAGUGAGCAGUGUGGAUAAGUAUUUCUGCCGCACUUGCAGGCCAAAGUACGGUCCUACGACGUUUGUUCGGAAGUCAAAACGCGCUCAAGCAGGUGUUCGUGUAGACUAUGCCGGUCUCAACGAGGGUGUUUUCCGUACUUCCGAAGACGAGUACGAACAUCACUACAUCCAAUUGAUCAAGGAUGGUGCGUUUAACUUCCAGCCGGAGACUUUCCCACGGAUGCGCCCGGAGCUCGUCACGGCGGAAAAUUUCGAAAAGAGCGGCGGUUUCAGAGAACCCAUCGUGAUUCCUGCAUGUUGGAAUACUCGACCGUCUUUUCCUGGGGCUCAAGCAACGACGACCCACGUCUCAACUGAUUCUCAGCAACAAGCAGGGCCAUCUGACGAUUUCUACGAAGAUGUCGAGUACGAGACAGUCGCCAAUGAGGGCCAAGACUCCCUUGACAUGGUCAUACCUCAAGGGUUGACUGUCCGCCGAGUCGCCGAGCUUUACGGUCCCGAGGAAAAAGUCGAAGUUAUAGAUGUCAAAUCCCAAGAAGGUGAAGACAGGAGAUGGAACAUGAGUAAGUGGGCGGACUAUUACGAAGAAGAGGGCGAGAAGCCUGUCCGCAACGUCAUCAGCCUCGAAAUCUCACACAGCAAACUCGGUCGCCUGAUCAGGCGGCCGAAGGUCGUUCGCGAACUCGAUCUCCAGGAUGCAGUGUGGCCGGAAGAGGAGACAGCUCGCGGCGUGUUCCCUAAGGUGCAAUUCUACUGCCUCAUGUCCGUCGCAGAUUGCUACACGGACUUCCAUAUCGACUUCGGAGGAUCUUCAGUAUACUAUCACAUCAUCAAGGGCAAGAAAACCUUCUUCUUCAUCCCGCCAAAGAAGCAGCACCUCAAGAAGUACGAAGACUGGUGUUUGUCUCAGGCGCAGAACUGGACUUUUCUCGCAGACGAAACGAAGGAGUGCUACCGAGUAGAUCUGUCCGAGGGAGACACGAUGCUCAUCCCGUCCGGUUGGAUCCACGCCGUAUGGACUCCGGAGAACAGCCUGGUCAUCGGUGGCAACUUCCUCACGCGGCUCAACUAUGGCAUGCAGAUCCGUGUCGCCGAAAUCGAGAAGAACACCAAGGUGGCUAGGAAGUUCCGUUACCCUCACUUCCAAAAGGUACACUGGUACACGGUCCUUCAGUACCUUCACCGCGAUCCUCUGCCGCAGUCCGUCAUGCAACUCUUCUACGAAGGCAAACAGUUUUCCCGCGAAACUCCGAUCUGGAUGGAACCGAAUAAAUUUGGACACAAUUCCGACUUGGGCCCGGAGAACUACAAUGCGCGAUACUAUUCACGCAGCGAGCUUGACGGGCUGCCUGACCUCGUCAGCUACAUUUUCCGAACGGUCAUGAUUUCCCAAGGCCGCGUCGAAGGAAUCACUGCCGAGGUGCGAAAUGCGGUCACCAAGUCUAUCCCCAAAACGGCCGGAGAUCCUCUGGAGAUUAUCAAGACUUUCGCCAUGUGGGUUGCCUGGAAGCGUGGAAACGAAGAUAUUCCUCAGUGGGCCCACCCGGACGCCAUCCUCCCGGAAGUCGGAGAAUCAGGUGGAGAGAAGAAGCUCAGCGCGGCCGCAUUGAAAAGAAUGGAACGCAAGGCUUUCAUCGAUGCUUUCCGUCUUCCGGAGCGGGUCUCUGCACGACAGCAAAAGAAGGCGCAGGAUGCCGAGGCCGAGGGCACUGUUGCUGGGAGCCCUUCCAGCCAACCUGUCAAGCACACCAGCACCCCCAAGACUUCUGUUCUCGGACCUAAGCGUAUAGCAUGCGAUGCGUGCCGGAGGCGCAGGAUCAGAUUUGUUAUCCCCAGCUCCGCCAACGGCAUGCAUAUGAACGGCUCCCCGAGAGUGGACCCUCAGCUCACAGCAGCCCUUGCAACCACUUUCGAUGGGCAAGCCCAACAAGAGACUCCGGACGGCAAACGUGGACGGAGUAAGGCUUGCCUGGACUGUCGCAAGAGCAAACGCCGCUGCAUCCACGACGAGCAUGGAAACAUCGAUCCGAUAAAGGCACAAGAGGCUCCCAUCCCUCGAGGGACCCAGAGCUCCAAGAAGCGGCGCGUCAGCGGGGCUGGAGACGAGGCCGACACUAUCAAAAAGCCCAAGAAAGAAUCUCGACCGAGCAUCAGUCUGCCGAGUGGUGUUUCUCUGUUCGACCAUGAUGUCAUGCCGAACGGGCAACAUCAGCAAGGCACAGAGCCGCAAGCGCAAGGAGCGAUGGAGGUCGUGGACGAUGUUCACAUGUCAGACGCACCCCCAGUGCAACCUGUGGCCGAUAUUGUCCCAGAGAGCUAUCCGACAAACAUUGAGACCAUCGAGGAAGCGGUCGACCAGGUCAUGACCAACGGUAUCGACCACGUCGAGCCUUCGCCAAAACAAGCCACCGUCGAGCCUACGCCUGCAAGUGACAUUGCCCUUCCAACCACGGAAAGCGUCCCGGAGCAUGCGGUGUCGGCAGAACAUCAGCACUCUACGAUCAGGCAAUCACCGCCUCCGCCUAAAUCUGGACAAGCGAACGGCGUGGAGCCUUCAUCUCCUCUCACAGACCUGGCCAACUCUGCUUCUCCAGAGCAUACCCGCCAGAGGCAUGAAGUCCAGCCUGUUCCCGUAUCACCAUCCGAGCGUCGUCAUUCUUCUCGUGCUUCUCGACCGGUCGACCGCUACUCCACAGUUAGCAGCACCGGCGGCGGCAGGAAUUCACAACCUCCUUCGGCUAGCAAAGGUCGCCCGAAGAGCCGCACGCCAGGUUCGAUUGUAGGGGCCAAGCAAGACUCUGCCGUCACACCGACCCAGCGGCGGCGAGCGUCGAACGCGAGCGUCGAGAUGAAUGCAAUGGGAAGUGGUGGGAAAAGGAGUGUCAAGAGCGAGGAUGUGGAGUCUUCGAAACAAAGAGCGAUGAGUGUAUCACAAGCGGGUCUACCGGAGGAAGAUGAGGCCAGCCUGCGGCUUAUCAGGGAGAUCAUGGGCGAGGAAAGGGGCCUGCGGAGAAGGGGGAGCAGGUAA